AGGGUUUCCCUGGUGGCCAGGAGCAGGUUGAAAGCCCAUUGAAUAACCAGGGUUGCUCUUGCUGCCUCUGCCUCAGGCUGUGCGGGUUUCCUGCAGCGGCUGCCAUGGGUUCUGUGCUUUCCUUCCCUGCUGAUAACACCACGUCGAGGCAGAGGAAGAAGGCUGAGGAGGAGGAGGAUGACUUACUCGACAGCCGGGACCGUGAGGAGGACAUUGCCAAGUUUCCCUAUGUUGAGUUCACGGGUCAGGACAGCAUCACCUGCCCCACGUGCCAGGGCACCGGCUGCAUUCCCACACAGCAGGUAAACGAGCUGGUGGCUCUGAUACCCUACAGCGACCAACGGCUUCGUCCACAGAGAACGAAGCUCUAUGUCCUGCUGUCGGUGCUGCUCUGCCUCCUCGUAUCGGGGCUGGUGGUUUUCUUCCUGUUCCCACACUCUAUCCUGGUGGAUGAUGACGGGAUUAAAGUGGUUCAGGUUUGGUUCGACAAGAAGAACUCCGUUGUCAUUCUUGCCAUCACGGUAAAGUGUUUGUGUGUGUGUCUUCCCGAGGGAAUAAAUUCCCUGUCGAGCUGCCAGGAGGGUCCCUGCUACCUGUGUCCCCUCUUCCUCUCCACCCAGGCCACCUUACGCAUCAGGAACUCCAACUUCUACUCGGUGACAGUGACCAGCCUGACGAGUCAGGUGCAGUACAUGAACACCGUGGUGGGGAGCCAGCAGGUCACCAACGUCUCCAGCAUCCAGCCACUGAGUGACAAACUGGUGAAUUUCACUGUGAAGGCAGAGCUGGGUGGCCCCUUCUCCUAUGUGUAUUUCUCUUGCACGUUUCCCAAGGCGAAGGUACACAACAUCCUGAUCUUCAUGAGGACGUGGGUGAAGCUCUCGUACAUCGGGCACGUGUCGCAGAGCACUCUGGAGCGGUACCGCUAUGUCGACUGCAGCACCAACUUCACAGCCAGCCGGGACCUGCUCCCGCUGGCCCCCUCCGCCUGAGGCACAGCCAAAGCCAGGAGCGAGCCCCGGGGCCCAGCCGAUGUGUCCGGGGGGGAUGCUGGUGCAGAUGGAUUUCUAGAAGGGACCAGGAACUUGCAAAUGGAAGCAGAGGGAUCACGAGUGACUUUGGUGGGAGAUGUCUGGAAGCUCUGUGUCCCUUUCAUGCUCUUCCACGUGCAGCUUGGCUGCGCUUUUCGCCUGGCCGUGAAACCCUCUUGGGGUGUUUUCCCAGCUCCACGGUCCUGCCUUCCUCUUUGGUUCUGGAGAACUAGGUUUUGGUGGGAAAACCGGACUUCCAGGCUUUGGGGGCUGAAGAUCCCAAAGAUUUAGAGUUGAUUUUUGCAGCUCUGUCAAAGCUCAGCACUGUGUCAGGUCCCUCAGGGUGAACAAAUUAGUUCUGUGCAAUUAAAUUAUCAUGCUUCUCUUCAGCAGCAGUGUCUUGGGCUUGAUCCAAAGCAAACCUUGAUAACAAAGAGAUAGUUCCUAUAAGGAAUGUGCAGAUCAAGCUCCCACCUCCCUAACUUGUGUUGGAAGGAGGCAAAAGCACCUUUGAAACACGCUCUUUCUGUGCACAUCGUGUGCUGGCAGCUGAGGCCACCUCCAGCAAACCCAGACCCAAACCAUCUGAAUGAAGGUGCCUUGGUAAGUGUGGGGCUGGGGAAGGCUCCAUGAAUUCCACCUUCCUUCUCCUCCUCCUUUGGACCUUCCCCUCCCCACGCUGGGCAGCUGCGGGGUCUCUGGGGUCUGAAACCAGGAAGCUCACAGCUCGGUGGCACUUUGUGCUCGUGCCUGACACAGCCAAGUCUUGGAUUUAAACUGAUUUUGUGGGAGUUUGGUGUUCCAAAGGUUUCACUCCCGGGAGCUGUUCCCGAUAGAUGGCAUCAACUGUGUUCUUAAAGCAAAUACACCCCCAAGCUGAGCCCAGCCUCUGCUGCUUGCAGCUUGGAGCCUUUCAUUCCGCUUCUGCCCUUUGUAGUUUCCCUGGAAUUCGAUCCCUGCCUGCACCUACCGCGUCCUUCAGAGGGGAGGUGGUGUGAGCCUGUGUGAGGGAGCAGAGCCCAGGUGGAGCCGUGGGCAGUGCUCGGGGUGUUGCUCAAUGAAGGAUGCUUUAUUUUGUGGGAAUGUGGAAGAAAACCACACGGUGCCUUUUCUAGGAAGUGGCAUUUCUGCCUCCUGAGGUUUCCAGAAGUGAAUUUACCCAUUAAAGCGGAGUUGUACGUUACAAA
Messenger RNA from Strigops habroptila (Kakapo), 2218 nucleotides. RefSeq names its product transmembrane protein 106C (gene TMEM106C). Bases 105 to 992 code for a protein of 295 amino acids. The record is from RefSeq and is a predicted model, not a curated record. NCBI's taxonomy places the organism in Eukaryota, Metazoa, Chordata, Aves, Psittaciformes, Psittacidae. The transcript is spliced from 6 exons.